AUGGCAGAACAGCAAAUCUCGUUCAAGGUCGAAGACCUUUUCUCCGUCAAGGGCAAGGUCGUUGUCAUUACCGGCGGCGGUUCAGGCCUGGGCAAGGCCAUUGCAGAGGCCUUUGCGGUCAACGGGGCGCGCGUCUACAUUUCGGGACGGCGGCAGGAAGUGUUGGACACGGCAGCCAAACAGAUUGGGGGUGAUAUUCACACCAUCCAGGGCGAUGUCCAGACAGAAGAGGGCUGCAAGGCCAUUGUGGCGGCCGUGGCAGCCAAGGAGUCCCAUGUGCGUCGAGGCCAAACAAUCGACGACCGUGAUUCACAAUGGAAGACGGCUGGCGACUGA
Sporothrix brasiliensis 5110 is the source of this 336-nucleotide messenger RNA. RefSeq lists its product as uncharacterized. The transcript has 2 exons. NCBI's taxonomy places the organism in Eukaryota, Fungi, Ascomycota, Sordariomycetes, Ophiostomatales, Ophiostomataceae. The record is from RefSeq and is a predicted model, not a curated record. The coding region runs from base 1 to 336 and encodes 111 amino acids.